UCAAACGUGAGCUGCUGUAAACAAAAAGAAAGGCGCUACAAAAAUACGAACAGAAGCCAAGGAGAAAAGAUCCCGUGCGAAAAACCAAACCGUUGGGUAAAAGGGUGGUUACGGCACUUAAAACACGGAACGAUUGUACCCUCCAACAUAGUGGAGUGAAAGGUGUUGGGUCGGUGCGUUGGGGUGGCAACUAUAAAUGCCAGCCAAUAGGUACGAAAGCCAGUCAGGAGCAGGAUCACUACUACUAUCGAACAGCGCCAUGGGCAUCGACUUCGAUGUGAACGAUUACAUCAAAACGCUGAAGAAGGACUGCGGCCCAUUCAAAUGUCCGAUGUGCGACAAAACAUACAAAUCGGUGAUCGGGCUGCAGUAUCAUCUGAACACCUACGACCACGACAACCCGUCUCCGGCCGUGCCAGCGUCGGUGGCGACUCCCAUCAAGCAGAAGGGCCGCAAGCUGAAGGUGGGAGUCACGCCGAAGAACCAGAUCGCUUCCAGUCCUCCGAAGGAAGGGAUUACGUAUCUCGAGUCGGAACAUCUCGUUCGGCUCGACUGCAAUGGCAAGACGGUGAAAAUACCCGUGCUGGAGGCACUGCCCGUAAUGUCGCUGGAGGAGUACGAGAGCAAAUGCAAGACUGCGUCCGAUUUCGAAGCGUUCGCCGUGACACCACCGGAAGAACCGGAAGUGCAGCUGCCCGAGGGAAAGUUUAAGGAGAUCGAAGAUUACACUAUCUGUGAUGCACCGGCACGACCGAACGCGUACAUCCGUUUCAUAGAAAAAUCAAGCGAAGAGCUGGACGGUGAGGUGGAGUACGAUGUGGACGAGGAGGACACGACUUGGCUGAGCAUUAUAAACGAGCGCCGGGCGGCACAGAACGUUGGACCCGUGCCGGUGGACUCUCUCGAGCUGCUAAUGGAUCGAUUGGAGAAGGAAUCAUUCUUCCAAGCGGCUGCUAAUGGGCAGAACGGAGCCGUCGUGGACGAUGACGCUGUGUGCUGCAUCUGUAUGGAUGGAGAGUGUCAAAACACCAACGUGAUUCUGUUCUGCGACAUGUGCAAUCUGGCCGUGCAUCAGGACUGCUACGGUGUGCCAUACAUCCCCGAGGGCCAGUGGCUUUGUCGUAGAUGCUUGCAGAGUCCAAGCCGUCCUGUGGAUUGUGUGCUGUGUCCCAACACUGGCGGAGCAUUCAAGCAGACGGAUCAUGGUCAGUGGGCUCACGUGGUGUGUGCGCUGUGGAUCCCGGAAGUUCGAUUCGCAAACACCGUGUUCCUGGAACCGAUCGAUUCGAUUGAAACCAUCCCAGCAGCCCGCUGGCGUUUGACGUGCUACAUCUGCAAGCAGAAAGGCAAUGGGGCAUGCAUUCAGUGUAACAAAACGUACUGUUAUGCGGCAUUUCACGUUACCUGUGCACAGCAGGCGGGUUUGUGCAUGCGCAUGGAUACGGUGAAGGGCUCGGAUAGCAACCCGGUUGUGGUACAAAAGAUGGCCUACUGCGAUGCACACACACCGCUGAAUGCGCUGCAGACGACCCCGGGCAACUCGCCCGAGGGAGGGCCACCAACGGACGCACGGGAAGUGACGCGAGAAAAGAUGAAAAAGGCCCGGAAGCUGCUUGCCCUUAAGCGUACCAGUGCGCCGGUUAUUCUCAUACCCACGAUACCGCAGAACCGAAUCGAGGAAAUCUCAUCGCUGGUAAACAUUCCGAAGAAGCAACAGUUCAUUCAGCGCCUCAUUGCCUACUGGACGCUUAAGCGGCAGUAUCGGAAUGGAGUUCCCUUGCUGCGUAGACUGCAGUCGCAGGGACAAGCGCAAGGCACGGGCAUACCCGGUUGCCGGGAUCGAACCGAUGGCUCACCGGACGCCCAGGAACUCUAUCAGCAGCUCAAGUAUUGGCAGUGUCUUCGACAGGAUCUGGAACGGUCGCGGUUGCUUUGUGAGUUGGUGCGCAAGCGCGAGAAGAUUAAGCUGAUUUUGAUCAAAACGACCGAACAGCUCGUGAUGGCUACGCUCAACCCGAUCGAGAGUGUUUUGCAUCGAAUACUGGACCAGCUGGAGGCAAAGGAUGACAAAGAGAUCUUCCGCGAACCGGUCGACACGGAGGAGGUACCGGACUAUAUGGACAUUGUGAAGCAACCGAUGGAUCUGGGCACGAUGAGACAGAAGCUUAAGCGAGGAAUGUACGUUCGGAUUGAAGAUCUGGAAGAGGACUUUGCGCUAAUGAUCCGGAACUGUUUGGCGUAUAAUAAUAAGGACACAAUGUUUUACCGGGCCGGCGUGCGGAUGCGAGACGCCGGUGCGAUCGUGUUCCGUACGGUGCGAAAGGAGCUUGAACGAGCGGGCCAUUUCCAACAGCCACCACCGCUUCCAUCAGUGCCUUCCAGUGUUACUACGCCUGCUGCUUCCAAUGCGUCUGCCGCUGCAACUAGUAGUGGCCGUUCGGUCGGGUCCAACGAGGACAACAUUGCGAUGGACAUUGAGAACGAGCUUACAAAGAUCACCGGACAGUCGGCAAACGCGGACCACAUCGGCAAGCUGCAGACACUGUUGAGUAAAGCGAACGGAAUCCGGCAUGCGCUAACGCGCUCGAAGCGCAUCAAGCAGAUACGCAACGAAAUUGCGCGUGUGAAGCGUGCGAUCAGCAAGGAUCCGGAGCGUGCCUUGGUAAACGAUCGCAGUAUAUCGUCGUCGGAUUUGAUGGGAUCGGGAGCAAGUCUUUCGUCGCUCGGUGGAACAGGUUCAACGUCUCUUGGUGGUUCCUCGCAUUCGCCGAAAAAACAUCUGACCCAUGGCAUGCAUGCGGAACCCUCCACUAGCGGCAUAAGCGGUCUGGUAGGAGGUAGCCUUGCGAUCGCCCAGAAACAUCACCAAAUCACGCCGGAAGCGAGUCCUCAUAAAGUGCUUAACAACAGCCCUUCUCCAUCGGGAGUUAAUCGACGAACGGCGGUCCUGUUCACACGAAAAGCUCAAGCGGCCUUGAAGAAACCGGAAACACCCCUGAAACAGGAUGGAGCAGGUGUUGGACCCGGCGGCAGUGGUGGUGGAGGUGCUGGCGGUACUGGGGGGACAGGGGGCGGCCCAAGCGCCCCCACGGUUACGCCAAUGACGACGACGGAACUACUUCAGAAAACAGCUAAGAAGAUCAAUCGUGGCAAGCGGAUCGGUAAAAGUGGGAAGAGCAUUGAGUCGUUCCUGGAGGCCACGUCCGCUUCGGCGCUAGAUGGCAAACCAAUGGAGCGGAAAUCGCUGGAAGCCAUCCCGGACAGUUUCCGGGUGUACCGGGGUCAGCAGGACCGAGAAAUUAGUGACUCGGAGAGCAAUCUCAGCCUUACGGGAAGUACCUGCAGCAGUUGCAGUGGAUUUAGUGGCAGUGGAACGGAAUCGGAGUUUGGCUCGAGCAACGACGAUUCAUACUGCGACUCGGAGAUGUCCACCAACAGCGAGCAGGACGUGGAAUCCUUCCCGGAAAAACCAGCGCUGGAACCGUUGAAGCUUGUGUGGGCCAAAUGCCGAGGCUACCCGUGGUAUCCGGCACUGAUAAUCGAUCCAAACAUUCCGAAAGGCUUCGUGCACAACGGAGUUCCGUUGCCGGCUCCACCGGCGGACGUGCUGGCCCUCCGCAGCAACUACGACGAACCCGUGUUUUUGGUGUUGUUUUUCGACGUGAAGCGCACCUGGCAAUGGUUGCCGGUUGGCAAGCUGGAACUGCUCGGCGUUGAUAAGGAGCUGGACCAGAGCAAGUUGAUCGAGUCGCGAAAACCAACCGAACGGAAGGCAGUGAACAAGGCGUACCAGGAAGCGCUUCACUAUCAUAGCCAGGUUUCGAGUGCAGAUGGACCGGCCGGCAAGUUAUGAUGCUAUGGGAGCGGAGUGACGGGAGCAGGAUUUGUUACGUCACCGGGCGACAACUCGGAGGAGCAGGAAGACGAACAGGCGGAAGGGGGCGAGGAGGAAGAAGAGGACGUGGAGGACGAGGAGGAAGAGGAGGAAGAGGAGGAAGAGGAGGAGGAGGAGGAGGAGGAUGAAGAUUCGUGUUAGGUUUGUCGUCGUGUUGUCAGUCUAAAGACGCAUUGUGCUAGUUGAGGUAAGGAGAAGUUGCUUUGAUUUUAAUCUGUAAAUGAUCGUUUCCAAUUUUGGUGCGUGCAUGUUGUUGGUAGAAGCGCUUUAAGAAAGGACGUUGGACAGCAUCCCCUUCUUGAACAAAUGUUAUUGAAAGAGUUCGUUUUAUUUGGCUUGACGAAGAGGUCCAUUUCUUUGUGGUAGAAGAACAAGCAGAAGGUUAGGAAUAAGUGUUAAGAUGAUGUUGCGUGCAUUUGUUUUUUUUUCUCCUUCACUCUUUCUAUUUUGGCCGUUGUACGAGUUUAGACUAAGGAGAGAAAGGAUUCGUUUCGUUCAUCAUCAUCAUCAUCGUCAUCAUCAUGAUUAUCAUCACUAGCUAGAGGCCAUUUUAUAGGAACCUCUGAAUUUUCUUUCACCGAUUGCCGUUUUCGUUUUAAAUUCUAUGUAAGGGUCCUAGAUAAUACAGCAGCAAAGCGCACGUCUGUGUGAGUGUGGAAUGCGGCAGGAAGACGUCUCGCCAUUCUUAUAAGGCUAUAACUAUUUAUACAUUGAUGGGUGCGGUUAGUAGGACAGGAUCAUCUCGCUCACAAUUCGGAAAGGUACGCUUAAAUUGGCGAUACACAAAAAGCAAAAUCACAUCAUCCGGCGUUACUCACUCAUACAGGUCAAAGAAGGGUAAAAAACGGAACAAUUUUUAAUAAAGAAUGUCCUCCUGGAUGGAUGCGCGCUGAUUCAA
Anopheles stephensi (Asian malaria mosquito) is the source of this 4793-nucleotide messenger RNA. RefSeq names its product bromodomain-containing protein 1 (gene Br140). The record is from RefSeq and is a predicted model, not a curated record. Gene Ontology annotation, cellular component: MOZ/MORF histone acetyltransferase complex. The transcript is spliced from 4 exons. The coding region runs from base 197 to 3853 and encodes 1218 amino acids. Gene Ontology annotation, molecular function: protein binding. NCBI's taxonomy places the organism in Eukaryota, Metazoa, Arthropoda, Insecta, Diptera, Culicidae. Gene Ontology annotation, biological process: regulation of transcription by RNA polymerase II.